CGUACGUCAUUCUCUAUUUAUAUUGUAGGCGGACAGUGCUGUCGUUGCAUAUAAGGACUUGCUUGCAGUGUCCAGUUUGUGCGUGCAUUUGUCGGGCUUGAGAUAUUAAUUAAGUGUCAGGUGCGGUAAAAGAACGCAUCUGUCUCAUUCGAAUGGUUAAUUGAAGAAUGUUGGGGGCAGGUGCGCCCGCGGUUUUCCUCGUGAAUGUUAAAGGUUGCUGAAAGGGUUACGGUUUGGGAGGCUGCGCUGUUCGAGAUUUCUUGAUCAUACGAGGCAUGCUUUCGCUUCCGGGCGAGCAGUCAGAGAUUUUACAGAGCGUCGGGUGAACAUCCACAACGAUAGAACGAGCAUCGAUGCUUCGUGCAGGCAGGAUGGAGGAGUUUGUUACGGAGGAAGAUGAGCCAUGGUACGACCAACGAGAUUUGGAGCAGGGUGAGUAGACUGACACCAUUGUUGUUACAUUGUGGCGGUUGUGGUUAUAUUUGUUGCAGGUUUUGUUUAGCGUUGUAUGCGAAUCGUUCCGUUACAAUGUUACAGUAAAAACAGUCACAGCAAAAAGCAGCUGAUGCUGACUACGGACCUCAUCACUGUCAUUUAAUGCAACGACCUGAAGAUGUAUCAAAUGAUGCUAAUUGACCCUUCUAGAAAAUAAGACAAUAUUAUUGACAUUGUUCAUUUUGAAGAAUUCAUGACAUGUUCAGUCAUUUUGGCUCUAUAUACAAGCGUGCUUAUCUGGAAUGGACUACUGUCUUAAUUGUAAAUAUUAUCCUUGAUAUAAUCAAACUGACAUUUUGUGAUGGAGCUCAUGCACUUUCUAAGACCGACCCCAACACCCCAAGUCCCAUACAUUUGAGAAGAAGGCGUGGGAACUAUCGAAAUGCUGCUGCAGGUUUCACCUGUCAGACCAUGUUACACACACACUCUCUCUCUCUCUGUGUUCUUCUCUCUCUGUGUUCUACUCUCUCUGACACACACAGGCCUACUUCCAUCUCUCUCAUUUCCACCUCUCUGUGUAUAGGCACUGCUCUAGACUUCCCCUUAAUAAAUUAUGGAGCUCCCUGCCUUUGCCAAUUAUUCUGAUCUUGUCAGUGAAGUGCGUGUUCUCAGAAUAACCCUACUGUCCGUCUGAUUUCACCAUCCAUCUCUCUCCUCAUAUAUGAUGGAUGGUCACGUGCCAACCCUUGGCCCUCAGGGUUAUUUUCCUCAAAUCACCAAAAUGCUGAGUCGUGGUUCUGCCUGGCACAGGGAUGUGCUGGUGAGGUAUUAGGUGAUAGAGCCUGCCGGAGAGUUGGCAGACAAACAGAGAGAUGGUGGGAUAUUCAGGGAGAGAAAUGGUUGACAUUCUCAGGAUUAUGUGGAAUUGUGAACAAAGAUUAUAUGGAGUUGCAAUCUCAGAGUGAGGAAAAUGUCAGAGUUCUGUCUUUUUAAAUAUAUUACUGGCUAGACUGGAGACACAGGACAUUUACUAACCACUCAUAUCUGUACUCUGAUGAAUCAUAGGGAUUAACAAUGGAGACUCUCCCAAUGAAGCUAUGUUUCGAGAUGCUUGUUGAAAGGCACAUAAUACAUACAACCUUUUCAAUUCACCCAGGGCUUAGUCUGAUAAUACAUCCCUCCUAUAGAGUGACACACCCCUUUUGUAUCUGUUCUGCAAUUAUUUGAUUUAGUUAACUCAAUUGAAACCCAUCGUCUGUCGCUUCCUCCACUAAUGGCUAGAUAGACAUAGAUGAGGGCAUGUGUAGUCACCGAUCUCUGAUCUUAUCCCCAUAUUUCUAAACAGAAUGGGAAAGAAGCUAUCGUUUUAGCAUUUUAAAUGUCCCCACAAAUUAUGAUAUAGAUCAAAGCUGUAUUUUCCUAGCAAUCAUUCAUUCUAAAGGGUAAGGUUGGUAUAUUAGGAUAGUAGGUGGUGUGAGUUCCAGAUGGUGUGAUGAGGUAUGUAGAUGUCCUUCCCUAGCCCAGGCCUUGCCUCGUCCUCCACAUCACCUCAUUGACCGAUUUACCCGAUGACCCAGAGAAUGAAAGCAUUUGCGUCUCAUCAGUGUUUCGCUGGUCUGGUCAGAGUUUGGCAACCAGGUGGAUUCUGCUGUUCUGCAGCCAGCAGUAGGCUCUAUCUCAUCUCACAGUGUUAUUCAAUAUGGAGAGUCAGAGCAUUAAGCCCAGCUGGAUGAUCUGAUUAGGGGGCCCCAGACACGGCCUCUAAGGCUGGGGAUCAGAGAUUUCAGCCUGGGGGUUAGAAAGAUUUUGGAGGCGACCCUGCAUGUAAAAUUGUAUUAGUACAGUUUUAGCAUGCUGUUCCAACCAAGGGGUCAUAUUGUAUUUGCUAUGGUCUACUUCCACUCACUUUCACACACGGAGUGAGUAUGUGAUCAUUAUGUAAGUGAUCUGUAUUCAGGGCUGCUCACCUAUUGCCCUCAGUGGUCAUUAUCAUCAGCUCAACAUGUGUAGCCUGUCUGUCCAGAUGGUAGGUAUGAUGUCAUAGUUGUAGCAGCUGGUGCAGUGUGGUUGUGAUGUGCUUCACUAGAUGCUAUAUGAGUUAUACACAUCUGAGGGCAUAAGGAUGAUGCAGAGCCACACGUGCAGAAGGCUGUAGUGCACAUGAGCUGUGUGUGUGCCAAGGUUGCCAUGGGGAGAUGUCAGUUUGACAGUGAUGUCAUUGCUUUGUGCUGUUACAAUUCUUUAUAUGGUAUUCACUUGUACUUAAUGAAGUGGGUACAUGAUUUAUCCUAUUUACUGGGAUAUCUCUUGCCCUCUCUCAGCAAGCUUCUAACAACCGUUGUGCGGCAGCCUAAGAUUACAUCAUUUUUAGGCCUUAGACAAUGUGUACCAGGCACGUGUGUGUUGGUCACGUAGUGUUUGUGUUGUAGAUGAUAGGACCUGGGGGGAAUGCUCACCCCCCCCCCCCCCCCCCCCCCCCCCCACACACACACACACACACACACACACACACACAAGAGCCUUUGGUACUGUUUAUAUAAUACAGACCCUUAUCAGUCUUCUAGUUCUCUCUCUGUUAUCAUCUGUCCAUUGUGUUAAAACAGGAAAUUACAGCCUGACCUUGGGCUGUAGUGGAGAUAUGGUAGCCUACAGAUGAGCUAAUUACAUUUUUAGCUAUGUGUUGAAGACGGGCCUCUUGUCCUCUGCCUCUCUGUCCUUUUUUAUUUGUUAGCUCCUGUUGCCUUACUUGCGUUAUCUUUCUGAUACACACACACACAGCUACUGCUCCAGGCAGCCAUACUAUAAUUAAACUCAUCUCCCUUGUGAUUUAGAUGUGUACUGUGCAGCAGCAGCAUGGUGUUCCCCACUGUUAUGUUCCUGUUAGUGCUGACACCAUGCAUUGUGCUGAUAAAAUGCUGCAUUCAUGUUCCUUAAUGGAGGUAAAUUGUUCUCAGUUUCACACCCCUCUCCUACUCCCAAUGUACUGUCAUGGGCUCUGAGUAGUGGGGCAGGCAUGUUGGAGCCAGGAGCCAGCACAGCUCCCCUCCUCAUCCCUACUCUCAGUCCAUGUAGGCCUCGUCACUGCAGCAGCCGAUGAAUAAUGGAUCCAUCAAGCUGCUCGUGGAAACCAAGUGGCUCGCUGCCCUUAGCCCUCCCAGUGCUUUGUUGUUCAGAUGGGAUCAUGUUUGUAUGUGUGUUUAUUUGUGGAGAUGUUUGUCAAAGCAGAUUGAGAGCAGAGAUGUGCUGGGGUUUAUUGUUUAACCUUUUCCCCAGAAACCAAUCUUGUUGUGACAAUAAAGGAUAUUUGUGUAGUAACCAAUGCAGAGAGACUAUUGAUUUAGCUAAAACCUUUAUGCUUGUAUGUACAGACUGUACAGACGCUCUUCUUUUGGAGUGGGGUAAUAAGAACUAAGAGGGAUAUUUCUGUCAUUCUGACCAUGAGUAAUGGUCAAUGAGUUCUGAGAUGACCUGUAUUGGUGUGUUCUGCCCAGAGUAAUCCAGACAGAGCCUGUGCUAACUAGGUUUUCUCCCUUAGUCUCCUCCUUUCUCCUGCAGUCAGCCUCCAUUUUCUUGAGCUCAUCUUGGCAGAGGUCACGAAAGCUGGUGUUAUUCAGAAAAGAUAGAGGAUUAAAAAAAUAGACUCCAGCAGGGGGAAUUGAAUGAGGGGAUUUUCUCUCUACUGCUCGCUCUUAUUGAAUUUGAAAUGAGGAGGCGAAGUCUUAAAUUCAUCACUUUAAGGAAAGCCAGAAAGCAUUGCAUUAAUGGAGUUAAAACAGUCCACAAGGAUCCAAUGCAAUACUUGAACUGAGCUGGGCAGCAGCAACCAAUAUUACUGGCGGGUGAAAUGUGAAUGACCGAGUUAAAAUAGUUGUGUUUUUCUGUGUCCAGACCAGUACUCUCACCACUGUCUCUCUCCGUCCUCCUCUCUGUCCCCUCUCACAGAUCUGCACCUGGCAGCCGAGCUGGGGAAGACCCUUCUGGAACGCAACAAGGAGCUGGAGGACUCCCUACAACAGAUGUACAUCAACAAUGAGGAACAGGUGCAGGAGAUCGAGGUACAGCAUGACACCACUUUGGCACCACUUUCACUAACUAUAUGUGAGCGUGUGUACAUGUCAUGAUUGAUCCUGCAAAGUGCACUGCUGCUGGUUCGAAUCCUAGAGCCGACUAGGUGAAAAAUCUGUAAGUCGCUCUCGAUAAAAGCGUCUGGUAAAUUACUAAAAUGUAAAAAAUAUUUAAUGUUGAAUUGCUGAGAGGCCAUAUUGGCAAGCAUGGCUCCAGACUGGUGUGUUAGCUGGAAUGUGUGGGUUUUAAACUGCUGACGAUGCACUUGAUGAUCCUGCAAAGUGCCUCUUCUCUCUAGGCUAGCACAAUUACAUUCUCCUUGAUGUGCCAUCAAGCCAUUUAAACCCUGCAGAGCUCUGAUAGCAGAGGUGCAGAGUGCAACUGCAUGAGAGCGCGAGAGGAAGCGAGAGAGAGAGAGUGUGUUUACUUAGUGUGCGGCUGUGUGGGAGAGGGGAACCCACUGACUCCUCUGAGUGAAAUCUGCCACCUCAUUAGACAACAAAGACUGCCUUAUUAGGCAACAACAAAGCUGCCUGCUGAUGGCCACAUCAACCAAUCACACACUUUAAUCUGCUGGAGAAGAAGAAUAAAGUUGAUCCACACUUGUUUGUGUAGACGGGAAUUAGGAAACUGUGACACUAUGAUCUUGCUUAACCUUCAUGGAAUCCUGUCAAAUCUAUGUGACUGAUUUUAAUUGACAGCAAAUCCUGAGUGUGUCUGGCAUUGAGUGUCAUUGGAUGUAUCUCAAUAGUCUAAAACGGCUUCCUCUCCUCCUCUUGUCUCCUUCAUCUGCACUGAUGUAACAUAUAGAUGUCCAGUUAUUUUACAUCCGUUUUAGACUAUUUAAAUACAGUCUCGGUAUAUGUGUCUCCCUGUAAGGUCCAUGUCUUCAUUCACAUGUAUAUUCCCCCUGCAGUACUUGUCCAAGCAGCUGGAGAUGCUGAGGGAGAUGAACGAGCAGCAUGCAAAGGUCUACGAGCAGCUAGACGUGACAGCCAGAGAGCUGGAGAUCACCAAUGAGAAACUGGUUAUAGAGAGCAAGGCCUCGCAGCAGAAGAUAGACAGGUGAGGGGGAAUACUCUCCUGAGUUGUGCUAGCUGCUAUGAUCCACAAUAUGAGCAUUCACUCUAUGUAAGACUGUGUACCAUGACCUGUUUCUUCAUGGUGUUUAUACCAAUGAUUUCUAAGAAAUGCUAAGAAAUAUUUGGGUUAAGAGUUAACAAGCUUAGUUCUUGAAUGGUUCCUACUGUUCAUAGUAAAUAAAUGCCUCACCGUUGUUUUCGUAACACAGGCUCAGUAUAGCCACAGUACAGUAUUGUACAUUAUGUCGUGAUGUAAAUAAGAUUUAGUCCACUUUUGUUAUGUGAAGGCUUCGUUUUAUGUGUGUGUGUGUUUACAGGUUGACGGGUACCAUGGAGACACUGCAGGCCCAGGUGGAUACCAUGACAGCUCGUGUGGAGGAGCUACGUACACUAGAGGAGCUGAAGGUUCACAGAGAGAAGAGGGAGCGACGCAAGACUGUCCACUCCUUCCCCUGUCUCAAAGAACUCUGCACUGCACCAAGGUACAGUACGGAGCAAUGCUCUAUGAAGUUUCUCUCAAAAGUCCAAAGUACUGUAUGGGAAAAUAUGCUAAUAUGCUUAGUACAUUUGCCAAAUGACCUGAAUGUAUGGUGUUCAGAUUACAUAAGACUACAACCCCCCUGCUGUAACCUCGUGCUCCUCUGUGUGAUGGAACGCUCUACAGGUAUGAGGAUGGCUUCCUGGUGGCCAACCCCGGCAGUGUGGACCUGGUGUCUGAGCGUGAGCGCCGGCCCCUGGACGAGGAAAACGAGCGUCUAAAGGGCGUGGUCUCCUCCCUGAGGUCCGCCAUGGUGGCAGAGCGUGGCCGGAGGGAGGGGGCAGAGAGGGAGUGCACAGCUGUGCUGCAGGAGUUUGAGCUCCUGGAACAGCGCCUCCUGGGGGCUGAGGGCUGCCAGCUGCGGGUGCAGGAGCUGGAGGCGGAGCUACAGGAGAUGCAGCAGCUGAGGAGGUCCCGGGUGUGUCUGUUGGAUGAGAGUCUGGAGCAGACCCUGCUCAACAACGCCCCCGAGACCGACACACCCGAGGAGGGACCGGGGCAAGAGGAGGGAGGGGAGGGGAUGGGGGAGUCCGGGGGGACAGGAGGAGGGGGGCAGCAGGGAGGCCCCGUGAGGAAGAGCUGCAGUGACACGGCGCUCAACGCCAUCUCGGCCAGCGAUGCCUCGGGCAGGCGACAGGGCAGCUAUGCAAUACAAGCCAACGGCGCGCGCAAGCGGGGCAUGUCCAUCCUGAGGGAGGUGGACGAGCAGUACCACGCCCUGCUGGAGAAAUACGAGGAGCUGCUGGGGAAGUGCCGGCGCCACGAGGAGAGCAUGUGCCACACGGGGGUGCAGACGUCACGCCCCAUCUCCAGAGACCCCUCCAUGAAGGACUACAGCAUGGCCACCCCCGGCCCCUCCUCAGCCAUGGCGGCUGCUGCUCCUGCACCCCCCACCCCGCCCCAGACCCCCUCCACCCCAGAGGCCCUGGAGGGCAUCAGCCGGCAGGUAGACCAGGUGGACAAGAGGCUGGGCCAGAACACCCCAGAGUACAAGGCCCUGUUCAAAGAGAUCUUCUCCCGCCUGCAGAAGACCAAGAGUGAAGUGAACUCCACCAAAGGAGUCCCCAAGGGUAGAAAGUCCCCAAGGGUAGGAAGUCCUAAGGGAAGGAAGUCCAAAGACAAAUGA
Messenger RNA from Coregonus sp. 'balchen', 7246 nucleotides. Lineage: Eukaryota; Metazoa; Chordata; Actinopteri; Salmoniformes; Salmonidae. The record is from the annotation of a GenBank genome assembly.